AGGGCUAUAAAAUCCUUGCACCAUGCUUGCAGAGAUCAUCGAACAGGCAUGGCAUCCAUAAUCACUCCCUGGAUUUUCUUCAUUCAAAUCUUAGCUAUCGCUUCUAGUUCCGAAGCUAAAGUGUCGGCUGUCAUCGCCUUCGGAGACUCAUUCGUUGAUACCGGCAACAACAAUUACAUCCCAACACUCGCCAAGAGCAAUUUCGAUCCUUACGGCCGUGAUUUUCCCGGCGGCACCCCUACGGGACGAUUCUGCAAUGGCCGACUUCAUCCGGACUUCAUUUCUGAGGGCUUCGGGCUGAAACCUAUUAUCCCUGCCUACUUGGAUCCCAAGUUUAGCAUCUCGGACUUUGCCACCGGUGUUUCCUUCGGUUCUGCUUCAACCGGCUAUGACAAUGCCACGUCCGAUUUACUGAAAGUGAUUCCUCUGUGGAAAGAAGUGGAGUACUACAAGGAGUAUCAAGAGAAACUCCGAGCUCACCUGGGUGACAAGAAGGCGAAUGAGGUGAUUUCCGGCGCCCUAUAUUUGAUCAACAUCGGAACCAACGACUUCAUCCUAAACUACUUCGGCGUUCCUCGAAGAAGGUCCCAUUUCACCGUUCAACAAUACCAGGAUUUCCUCAUCGGCAUUGCCGAAAAUUUCGUUAAGCAGAUUUACAGCCUGGGAGCUCGGAAGUUGUCCCUGAUCAGCCUCCUGCCGCUCGGGUGUUUUCCGGUGGAGAGGACGAUGAACAUAAAAAAGCCUCUCGACUGCUUGGAGGACCGCAACAAAGCUGCAUUGGAAUUCAAUGGCAAGUUAAAAGCUGCGGUGGCUAAGCUCAGCAAGAACCUCCCCGGGUUAAAAGUGUUCUUCGCCGAUGCUUAUGAGUUGCUUUUCCAGCUCAUCACAAGACCCUCGAACUACGGUUUCGAGGUUGUAGAAAAAGGGUGUUGCGGAACAGGGUUGUUGGAGACGGCGGUGCUGUGCAACCCGCACACUCCGUUCACAUGUCCGGACGCAGAAAAGUAUGUGUUUUGGGAUUCAAUUCAUCCCUCGCAAAGAACAAAUAAAAUAGUAGCAGAUGAGUUACUUCCACUCCUCAAACAACAGUUUCUGUGAUUCUUUCCGACAAUUUGGGACGAUAUAUAUAGAAAUCGAAAACCAUGUGAACGUCGAAUUCACUAGAUGCAAUAAAUUUGGAGUGUAACUCAUAAGUAAGUAUUUUUUGUUAAAAACAACGUGGGUUUUUUUUACUAAAAUUAAAUGAUUUUGUCCACUUUGUAGUUGUGGACUAUCCUAUCCAUAACGAUAGUAUGUCUAUUUGUUUUGAUUUGGGCCAG
Messenger RNA from Hibiscus syriacus, 1319 nucleotides. Its product is annotated as GDSL esterase/lipase At2g42990-like. Gene Ontology annotation, molecular function: hydrolase activity, acting on ester bonds. The record is from RefSeq and is a predicted model, not a curated record. The transcript is spliced from 3 exons. Lineage: Eukaryota; Viridiplantae; Streptophyta; Magnoliopsida; Malvales; Malvaceae. Bases 49 to 1098 code for a protein of 349 amino acids.